AUGAAAUCUCCAAACUCUACAUCUAUUUUCACGUUUAAUGAAGAUCCCGAAAUGCUCCGAAUAGGAAUAAUCUACUUUUUAUUCACAAUUUUCAUACCGCCACUGCUGAUAAUUGUGAUAAAGGUAACAUACAUAAAUGACAGGAGAGCCCCAAAUUUUCCAUACAAGUUGAUGAUCAUUGUGCUGACUUUUCAACUUUUACAGUCCACUGGUCAUUUUAUCACUUCCCCAGUUUUGGUGUUUCCAAAGAUUUUAAAGGGAUAUGAAGUGAUUGUCAGGGUAAUUGGGUGCAUGAUUAAUUCAAGCUGGAUUGGAGACUUACCAAUGAUGAGUCUACUAUCAGUAAGCCGUGUCUUAAUAUUUACCAACACAAUUAAAACUUCGAAAUUCCCAAUCUUUGUCAAACUUUCCGUAGUUUGCAUAUUAUCAUGGGUUGUCUAUGUGUUCUUAUACGGAUGUAUAACUCAAAACUUCAUGUUUGUUCCUCCCGGUUGGGCUUACGACUUGGAUGCCCCUCAUGCUGCUAUAUUCGCUCACCUGGAAAUCGGAUUGUCUUUUCUGAGUUUGACAAUAUCGUAUUUGUCAUAUCUUGCCAUCGACUAUAUUAUACGUAAGAAAACCGGAACUAGUAAUUCCCAGUUUCGAAAAAAUGAAAUCCGGAUUCUAGCUCAAUCAACAUUUGUAACAGUCCAUAUUACAUCGAUGAUUUGUGUGUGGCAUUCAAUUUUGAUUCCCGAAGAUUUAAUUGAUAUGACGAGUGUCAGAAAUCAAGCAACUUUGAAUUUGUUUUGGAUUUCACAUUGCUACUUUCACCCGAUUAUGAUAUUAGUAUUCAAUAAGUGA
This is a messenger RNA of Caenorhabditis elegans, 843 nucleotides long. RefSeq names its product Serpentine Receptor, class T (gene srt-68). The transcript is spliced from 4 exons. Lineage: Eukaryota; Metazoa; Nematoda; Chromadorea; Rhabditida; Rhabditidae. Bases 1 to 843 code for a protein of 280 amino acids. The record is from RefSeq and is marked reviewed.